AUGCCUCAGAAUCGACGAAGAAAAUACGACCACCAACUACUAGAUGAGUCUGCAAUACGAUCAGCAGCCUGGAUUGCGGUAUGUCAUAUGAGUUGCUGGGCAUCUUCUGUUAUACUUGGGGCUGUUUCAAUAUGGCUGAGAGCACAAGCAACUGAAGGAGUGGAUAAUUCCAUAUUUGGAGUUGUGGGCUUUGGACUUUGGGGGUCACUCCCGUACUUGCUGGCUGCUAUCUUUCAAAUAAGAGUUUCAAAAGUGAAGACAUAUUCAUCAAUCUCAUGGCUUUUUGCAAUCUCGAUUUUAUGCCUUGUUUGUUCGCUGGCACUGUUUGCAUUCUCGUCACUAGCGGUCGCGGUCGAGGCGUCAAUCGAGUCUACUCCGAAACGAUUGAUUGUGGCUGGUAUUCUUGCCGGAUUCUCCGUCAUUGAAGUUGCAACAUCCAUAAUCACAUGUGUGAGUUGCUUCACAACAAUCGGAUGCUUCGACAAAAUGACAGCCAAGGGAGAACGGAAAAAUAAUCUUCAUCGAUCGGCAAGAGUAACCCCGGGUGAUGAAGAGCCAGGUCACGUGACGGUGAUGGCGCUACCAGCUAGACAAGCUGCCGAGUUAUUUUAUACCAUGUAUAAGCCUUAUUUUCCUGCAAGCCCCGGUCUUGGCUUAGGCGAUCCAAAUGUAACAAUCCACGAAUCAGGAUAUUUUGAAUCUCACGAAGCCGCAUCUCCAUACGAACAUCAUAGAAGACGUCGUCGUCAUCAUCGACGACACACAAAAUCUGAUUGUGAACAAGAUCUUACAGGAGGCGGUGAGGGAGGUUAUUUGCCUGAAUCUUCACCAUACGUGGAUGAGGAAUAUAGCGAUGAAGAUGUAGACUGGAACGAAGGAGCUCCAGGACCAAGAAAGAUGACUUCACGACAACCAACACCACAUAAGCAUCAUAACGAUGAUGAUGAACAAACGCCGACAACAAGGAAAAAGUCAAAAAAACACCGGGGAGCUGAGAGUGAAAAUCAGCAGUCGACAGAAAUGAAACAAGCUAGAAACGAAGACCCAGGCACCAAAUCUAAAAAUAAAAAAGAGGAAACAAAGACAAAGCAAAGUGUUAAUUAUCCAAACACUAAACAAACCGAACAGGAGCAAACAAAACUUGAAAACGAACAGACAAAUAUUGAAAGUAAAGACUCUGGACAAAAUGAAAAAACAAUGUGAUUGCUAUGUUUUAACAUACCUUUUAGAUUACAGCGAAUCAUCAUGAUUAUAUAUUACGAAUCAGUCAUUUAUACCGACGAAAAGUUUUUCUUGUUGCUUUCACGGCUAACACUCUACAUUGCACUAUUGCAUGAUUUCAACAUGAAUUGAACUUUCCUUCUAAUGUUCACCUACGACCAACAGCUUAUAAAGUUCGGAUUUGAGGUUUCUGUAGA
This is a messenger RNA of Styela clava, 1418 nucleotides long. RefSeq lists its product as uncharacterized. The record is from RefSeq and is a predicted model, not a curated record. NCBI's taxonomy places the organism in Eukaryota, Metazoa, Chordata, Ascidiacea, Stolidobranchia, Styelidae.